Messenger RNA from Brienomyrus brachyistius, 1020 nucleotides. Its product is annotated as interleukin-8-like. The record is from RefSeq and is a predicted model, not a curated record. The transcript is spliced from 4 exons. Gene Ontology annotation, biological process: antimicrobial humoral immune response mediated by antimicrobial peptide; neutrophil chemotaxis; inflammatory response. NCBI's taxonomy places the organism in Eukaryota, Metazoa, Chordata, Actinopteri, Osteoglossiformes, Mormyridae. Gene Ontology annotation, cellular component: extracellular region. Bases 91 to 387 code for a protein of 98 amino acids. Gene Ontology annotation, molecular function: chemokine activity; CXCR chemokine receptor binding.
GCAGCUCGAGCACAAAAUUCCAGUGGCAGAUCCAGGCCUGACUCCUACAGGCUCAGCAGACGCUCGUUCCGAUCAACACAGAUAGUCACCAUGAACUGCAAACUGGCGGUUGCCGUCUUCACUGUCCUUCUGGCUGCUCUGACCAUUACGGAGGAAAUGAGCAUGAGAGGCCUGGGAACGGAAUUGAGGUGCCGCUGCAUCCAAACCGAAAGCCAGCGCAUCGGCAGGCUCAUCGAAAGCGUGGAGAUCUUCCCUCCCAGCCAGCACUGCAAGGACACUGAGAUCAUUGCAACCCUGAAAGAGAAUGGACAGGAGAUCUGCCUGGACCCCAAUGCUCCCUGGGUGAAAAGGGUCAUGGAGAGAAUCCUGGCAAACAAAAAACCCUGAUGUGUAAAAGAAUUCUGAAUGGGAAGAAGACAAUUUCCUGACUGAUGUUAAAUAUGGGAAAACAUUGAGAUUUUACCAUCUAAAAACAUUACUUGCUUUGAUGUAUUGACAUUUCAUGUAUUUCAUCCCAUCUUCUUCCUGGCAUUUUAUCUAUGGAAAGUGCUAGAAUUAAUUAUUUCUGUUAGCUCUUAAACAUUAGGUCUGUACAUGAUCAGUUAAGAUCAUAAUGACGUUUGGCUAUGAUCAGCUGACCCGAUUUUGAGCAUAAAAGCACAAAAUGACUAAAUGUAAAAUGAAUAUAACACUUGGCAGGUUACAGGAAUAUUAUAGAGCCAGGUCGUAUAUAUGUAUUAUUUAUCACAUUGACAGAUAAAUAUCUGUCAAGCUGUUUUGUCAAAUUGACAUAUUUAUAUUUCAGGGUGUUAUGUGUCAAAUUGACAUGCCCGGUUGUUGAGCUUCAUUUUGCAUUCAGAAGAUUGCACUGAAUUUCAUUUCUUUGAAUGUUUUUUUUUCCUAUUUUUAUUAAUAUAAAUUAAAUUAAUGAUGGCUUUGUACUGUUUUGUAUGUAUCAACUUUGAAACUGUACCUACAAAUAAUCUUAAAACAAAUAAAAUUUGAUAUAAUCAAACAAGG